Molecule: messenger RNA, 480 nt
Organism: Oldenlandia corymbosa var. corymbosa
Lineage: Eukaryota; Viridiplantae; Streptophyta; Magnoliopsida; Gentianales; Rubiaceae
Source: the annotation of a GenBank genome assembly
AUGGGAGACAUUCUAGGCAAUGGAUCUGUUGAACAAGAGAGAUUUCAGAUUCGGAGGUUGGAGGUGUCCGACAAAAGCAAGGGUUUUAUCGAAAUAUUACAGCAACUAACCGUUUGCGAUUCUGUCUCUGACCAACAAUUUGAAGAACGGUAUCAGGAGCUUGCAAAAUUAGGGGAUGACCAUCUCAUUUGUGUAAUUGAAGACAGUCAAACCGGGAAGAUUGCUGCCACUGGCAGCGUUUUCAUCGAGAAGAAGUUCAUCAGAAGUUGUGGUAAAGUUGGGCACAUCGAAGAUGUUGUGGUAGACUCGUCGAUUCGUGGAAUGCAGUUAGGGAAGAAAGUUGUAGAGUUCCUCACUGAUCACGCUCGAUCCAUGGGGUGUUACAAGGUCAUUCUUGAUUGCAGCGAGGCGAAUAAACCUUUCUAUGAGAAAUGUGGUUACAAACAGAAAGAAGUUCAAAUGGUGAAGUACUUUAUUUGA